AUGCGAGGCCAGUGUGGCUCAAAACAACCUUUCGGUAAACAAUUAAAUUGCCCCUACAAUAAACCGGCUGAAGAGCCGGAUGAAGGUUUGAGGUUAAAACUUGUUGAAAUUUGUGGAUCACAAUUUGAAAACUCCUUAACAUGUUGUGAUGCGGAUCAAUUGGAUGAUCUUAGGGAAAGUACAAAACAGGCAGAGACAUUGAUUAGUGCUUGUCCCGCGUGUUGGAAGAAUUUUCUCGGUUUUUUCUGCACCUUUACAUGUUCACCAAAUCAAUCUACUUUCGUUAAUGUGACAUCAGUUGGUAAUUCUGUAACCGACGCUGAAAUCGUGACAAGUGUAGAUUUCUUUGUGGGUGAAAAUUAUGGAAAAGGUUUUUUUGAUUCCUGCAAAGAUAUCAAAUUUGCCGCAACAAAUGGAUAUGUUAUGGAUUUCAUUGGUGGUGGAGCAAAAAAUUAUCAUGAUAUGUUGAUUUACUUGGGUAUGGAGCGUCCAAUGAUCGGCUCACCUUUUCAGAUUAAUUUUCCACUCACUGAUCCAUUAAAGGAGAUGACCCCUUUUGAUGAGCCGGCGAUACGAUGUAAUGACACAGAUGUCAAUUAUCGUUGUUCUUGCAUGGAUUGCCAAUCAGUUUGUCCUAUUUUGGAACCAACACCGGAAGAAAAUCCUCCGUGUCGUGUCGGUUCUAUUAACUGUUGGUCAUUUAGUCUAUACCUAUGUUAUAUAAUUAUAAUAUUGGGUGUUUUUGCAGUAUGUUGUGUUAUUGAUCCCAAUUAUGAUGCUAUUGGGUAUGACCGUGUUCCUUUAACUAGCAUAGAGGUUAGAGUGCCUGAUGUACGACCUUCAUCCAAACGUUAUUGGCUUAACGGAUUACUACAAGAAUAUUUCUAUCAACAAGGUUUCAUUUGUGCAAGGCAUCCUUGGUAUACCAUUAUCUUUGCUGGGAUUUUCGUAUUGAUAGCCUCAUCAGGCUGGGCCUGUUUUGCUGUGGAAACUGAUCCUGUACGACUUUGGGUUGCUCCAAAUUCUGAUUCAGCAAUUCAUAAAGAAUAUUUUGAUCAAAAUUUUGGUCCUUUUUAUCGAACUCAACAAAUUUUUAUUACGAAUAAAGAUGAAACGCAAAGUAUCAUAACUUAUGAAAAUCUCAGGAAGUUAUUCAUAAUAGAGAAACAAAUUCGUGAACUCAAAUCGACCCCUCACAAUUAUACUCUACAGGAUUUAUGUUUUCAUCCCAAUGGUGAUGCGUGUAUUGUUCAAUCGGUCGCGGGUUAUUGGCAAUCUAACAUUGACAAUUUUAAAGAGGAAACUUGGGAAGAUGAAUUUAGUACUUGCACUUCUGCUCCUUCAUUUUGUUUACCCGAUUUUCAACAACCAUUAAAACCUGAUAUGAUUCUUGGAGGUUUCGACGAUUCAAAUUAUAAACAAGCAAAGGCUUUGGUGCUUACCUUUGUUUUGAAUAAUUAUUUGGAAAAGGAUAAAACAAAAAUGGCUGAAGAAUGGGAAAAAAAAUUGAGAAAAUAUUUACACGAAGUCAUUGAAGGUAAAAAUGAUGAUGUCGACGUUACUAAUAUUAAAAUAAGCUUUUCAACAGAAAGUUCUUUAGAACUUGAAUUAAAUAAAUCGUCAAACACCGAUAUUUUUACUAUCAUACUUUCGUAUUUGGUCAUGUUUCUAUAUGUAUCUGUGGCUUUGGGUAAUAAAUCAACUCUCCCACGCAUUAUUAUUGACUCAAAAUUCAUGCUAGGCAUUUGUGGUAUAUUCAUAGUUUUGGCAUCAGUUUCAACUUCGGUUGGAAUUUUCUCAUUCCUUGGAAUCAAGGUGACACUUAUUAUCGCUGAAGUCAUUCCGUUUCUUGUACUAGCCGUGGGAGUAGAUAAUAUUUUUAUUCUUAACCAUGAAUUCGAGAGAUUAACUUUAAGAUCAGGUGGUGGAGAGUCUGUUGAAGAGCGUAUCGCAAAAACUUUAGGUCGAAUGGGGCCAAGUGUACUUCUUAGUGCAUUGUGUGAAACUAUUGCAUUCGGUUUGGGUGGCAUAGUUACAAUGCCAGCUGUACGAAAUUUUGCUCUUUAUGCUGCUUUAGCUGUAUGGGUAGAUUAUUUAUUACAAGUAACAGUGUUCAUAGCGUUCCUAUCCUUAGAUGCUAAACGACAGGAGGAUGAUAGGAUGGAUUGCUUUCCGUGUAUUAAAAUUGAACAUGCACCAGAAAGAAUAGAUAGAGAAGGUACACUUCAAAAAUGGAUGAGAAAGUAUUAUGCACCGUUCAUAUUACAUAAAAAUGUUAAGAUCACAAUAAUAACAUUAUUUGUUGGUAUAUUUAUGGUUGGACUAAGUUUGGUACCUCAAGUUGAGUUAGGACUCGAUCAACGGAUUGCAUUACCUAGCGAUUCAUAUCUUAUUGAUUAUUUCGAUGAUUUGGAUAAUUAUUUCCGUGUCGGCCCACCCGUUUAUUUUGUUGCCAAAGAUGUAAACGUUACAAAAAAUGAAGGUCAACGAGCUUUAUGUGGACGUUUUAGUACAUGCGAACAAUUUUCGUUGUCUAAUAUCUUAGAGCAAGAACGCAAAAGACCACAUGUAUCAUAUAUAGCGGAGCCUACAGCGUCAUGGAUUGAUGAUUUCUUGCAUUGGCUUAACCCAUCGCUUGAAAUGUGUUGCCGAUACAAAAAGGAAAAUCCUGUUGAAAUGUGUGAUAUAUAUGAUGACGAAGAUGAUUGUCAGGUUUGUUUUGAAGAUCGAGAGCCUAAAUGGAAUAUUACAAUGAAGGGUCUACCAGAAGGGAGUGAAUUUCUAUAUUAUAUGAAUCUUUGGAAAAAUUCACCACCUGAUGAAUCAUGUCCAUUAGCAGGCAAAGCAGCAUACGGAGAUGCAAUAGUUUCAAGCCCAGAAACUAAUACAGUAGUAGCGAGUCAUUUCCGUACAUUCCAUACGCCUCUUAAGAGUCAACAAGAUUACAUAUCAGCGUAUCAUGCAGCACACCGUAUUAGUAAAUUAAUUAAAAAGAAAAACCCAACAGUAGAUGUAUUUCCCUACUCAGUGUUUUAUAUAUUUUUCGAACAAUACGAACACAUCGUAGGAUUAGCGGCAGAAAUAUUUGUAUAUGCAUUUAUAUCAAUAUGGGUAGUAACAGCAUUAUUGUUAGGUAGCGUAUGGACAGGAUUGAUAGUAGUAGGACAUGUGAUAAUGAUAGUUGUAAGUGUGCUCGGAAUGAUGGCAAUAUGGGGUGUAUCAUUAAAUGCGGUAAGCUUGGUAAAUUUAGUAAUAUGUGUAGGAAUAGGUGUAGAAUUUUGUGUACAUGUAGUAAGAGCAUUUGUAGUAGGAGGUGAAGGGGUAGAUAGAAAUGAGAGAGCUUACGGAGCGAUAGUAGAUGUAGGAAGUUCAGUAUUUUCGGGCAUUACAUUAACAAAAUUUUGGGGAAUAUUAGUAUUGGCGUUUACUAGGAGCAAAAUAUUUGAAGUAUAUUAUUUUAGAAUGUAUGUUAGUAUGGUUAUAGCAGGAGCAUUACAUGGGUUAGUAUUAUUACCAGUGGUGUUAAGUUUAAUUGGAGGUGAAGGUGUUGGGGUAGGAGAAGAUUUUGAUUAUGAUGUUGUUGAUGAGGUACUUGGAGGAAGACCUAUCAGAAGAUCAGAUAACAGAAUGUUUGUAGAUGAUGGAGGAAUUGAAAGUGGAGAUAGUGAUACUGAAUUGUAA
Cetraspora pellucida is the source of this 3681-nucleotide messenger RNA. Lineage: Eukaryota; Fungi; Glomeromycota; Glomeromycetes; Diversisporales; Gigasporaceae. The record is from the annotation of a GenBank genome assembly.